Panicum hallii is the source of this 1456-nucleotide messenger RNA. RefSeq names its product ethylene-responsive transcription factor ERF073-like. Gene Ontology annotation, molecular function: DNA binding; DNA-binding transcription factor activity. The transcript has 3 exons. Bases 135 to 1118 code for a protein of 327 amino acids. NCBI's taxonomy places the organism in Eukaryota, Viridiplantae, Streptophyta, Magnoliopsida, Poales, Poaceae. Gene Ontology annotation, biological process: ethylene-activated signaling pathway; regulation of DNA-templated transcription. The record is from RefSeq and is a predicted model, not a curated record.
GCUCACCUAGAACAAGCCAAGUGUUGUACAAAUAUGCAAGCACAAACUUAACUGCAUUAAGCCAUUAGCAGAAGCUACCACCCACCCCUGUAUCCCCCAUCUCCAUUGUUAGAUCCUUGGGUAAAACUCUCGCCAUGUGCGGCGGGGCCAUUCUCAGUGAUCUCUACUCACCAGUGAGGUGGACGGUCACCGCCGGUGACCUAUGGGGAGAGAGUGGCAGCAGCAAGAAUGGGAAGAGCUGGAAAAGGAGGAGUUCUUGGAAGUUUGAUGAAGACGACGACGACUUUGAAGCUGAUUUUGAGGAUUUCGAGGAUUGCAGUAGCGAGGAGGAGGUAGAUUUUGGACAUGAGGAAAAAGAAUUCCAAAUGAACAGUUCGAAUUUUGUGGAAUUCAACGGCCAUUCUGCCAAAGUCGCCAGCAGGGAGCGAAAGACUCAGUACCGAGGGAUCCGGCGGCGCCCUUGGGGCAAAUGGGCAGCUGAAAUCAGAGACCCACAGAAGGGCGUCCGAGUUUGGCUUGGCACGUUCAGCACUGCCGAGGAAGCUGCAAGGGCAUAUGACGUGGAAGCCCUACGCAUACGUGGCAAGAAAGCCAAGGUGAAUUUCCCUAACACCAUCACAGCUGCUGGGAAACACCACCGGCGGCGUGUGGCACGACCGGCAAAGAGGAUUAUGUCACAAGAGAGCCUGAAGUCAAGCAACGCCUCUGGUCAGGUCGUCUCAGCAGGCAGCAGUACUGAUGGCACCGUUGUCAAGAUUGAGUUGUUAGAGCCACCAGCUUCUCCACUACCAGUGUCCAGCUCAUGGCUUGAUGCUUUUGAGCUGAACCAGCUUGGUGGAUUAAGGCACCUUGAAGCUGAUGGGAGAGAAACAACUGAAGAAACUGAUCAUGAAACGGGAGUGACAGCAGAUAUGGUUUUUGGCGAUGGCGAAGUGCGUCUUGCGGAUGAUUUUGCGUCUUACGAGCCUUACCCAAACUUUAUGCAGUUACCUUACCUUGAAGGUAGCUCGUAUGAAAACAUUGACGCUCUUUUCAACGGUAAAGCCGCUCAGGAUUGCGUGAACAUCGGAGGUCUCUGGAAUUUCGACGAUUUGCCAAUGGACCGUGGUGUUUACUGAAGCACAGCAGCCUGAAGAAAUCACUGAUUCAACUUUUACAUUGACACAGGGGGCGAGGGAAGAAGCAGGCUUUUAUUUCAGCGAUUUGCAGUGACAUAACUUCUAUUGACGUGUGGUGCUACUCCAAGAUGAUUCCUAGUUCUUUCCAGUUGGAAUACCCAAGCGUGAUGCAUGCUGAACUUGUGAGCCGAGGACUGUUUUUUCCCCUUAUUAUCGUGCUCUUUUCCCCCACAAUCAUUGUUCUAUCAUCACCGUUCAGGUGUAUGUGAUUACUGGAAAUCUUUUCUGUAUCAAGAGUUUGUGCUUAAGUUCAAAUUCAACUCAAUCUGUUCAGCUUG